GAGUAAAGACACGAUUUAUACCUCGAAAAGAUAAUAAAGAAUGACUGACACUGCCAAUGUUGGUAAACAAGAAAAAGAGACAGAAGUUUCUUUAAACGAGAUGUUCAAAGUCUACUGUAGUUUCGAUGCAAUUUCAAGAGAAAUGAACGUCGAAUUGCUGCCGUUGUCUCAGAUCGAUAAGUGGUUAUACAUAGCUCAAAUAUUAGAUUUGCAUAACGUAACGACUACGGACACUGGACUUUGUUUUUUCAAAUUCCGUAAGAGAGCAAUUAACUACGAGGAAUUUCUGGAAUAUAUUCGAGAUCUUGCCAAUAUUAAGAAGCUUAAGCUCGACGAUAUAGAACAUAAACUGCGAACUUGUGCUUUACCAGCAGAAAAACAAAAAUAAAAAAUAGAUGAAGUUGAAAA
Molecule: messenger RNA, 408 nt
Organism: Nasonia vitripennis (jewel wasp)
Lineage: Eukaryota; Metazoa; Arthropoda; Insecta; Hymenoptera; Pteromalidae
Exons: 2
Coding region: 41-388 (115 amino acids)
Biological process (GO): positive regulation of protein polymerization; microtubule polymerization; microtubule bundle formation
Cellular component (GO): microtubule
Molecular function (GO): tubulin binding
Source: RefSeq, a predicted model, not a curated record